Molecule: messenger RNA, 2644 nt
Organism: Onychostoma macrolepis
Lineage: Eukaryota; Metazoa; Chordata; Actinopteri; Cypriniformes; Cyprinidae
Gene: tmem147
Product: transmembrane protein 147
Exons: 8
Coding region: 187-864 (225 amino acids)
Source: RefSeq, a predicted model, not a curated record
GUGUACAGUGUAUCAAGCUAACGUUAGUUUUUAAUGUUCAUAAUGAGAAGCGGAACUACAGUACGCUAAAGAGCGCUUCCGCUCGGACCUUUAACACUGAUGCACCGGAGGAUUAUGUGACCUGCUCCUGUCAUUUAAAAUUUGCGAUUUUGUUGGAUCUGAGGAGAGAAAAAAAACACACUGAACAUGACGCUUUUUCAUUUCGGAAACUGUUUUUCCUUGGCCUAUUUCCCAUAUUUUAUUACGUACAAAUGUAGUGGAUUAUCUGAAUAUAAUGCAUUUUGGAGAUGUGUCCAAGCAGGUGCUACCUACCUCUUUGUGCAGCUGUGCAAGAUGCUGUUUCUUGCCACAUUUUUCCCCACCUGGGAGGGAGGAGCUGGCGUGUAUGAUUUUGUUGGGGAGUUCAUGAAGGCUACAGUGGACAUGGCCGAUCUUCUAGGUCUUCAUCUGGUUAUGUCCAGGAAUGCUGGGAAGGGUGAAUAUAAGAUCAUGGUUGCAGCAAUGGGCUGGGCUACAGCUGAGCUCAUCAUGUCAAGAUGUAUUCCGUUAUGGGUAGGAGCUCGUGGCAUUGAGUUUGACUGGAAAUACAUUCAAAUGAGCUUUGAUUCCAACAUCAGUCUGGUACAUUAUAUUGCUAUGGCAGCAGUAGUAUGGAUGUUCACUCGAUACGACCUUCCCAAAAGCUUCCGGCUCCCUGUUACAAUCCUGCUAGGAUUGUGUGUUUAUAAGGGCUUUCUUAUGGAGCUGUUUGUUCAUGUUUUCCUCCUGGGCAGCUGGACAGCUCUCCUAGUGAAGGCUGUGCUCACUGGUGCCAUCUCCCUAUGUUCCCUCUUCCUAUUCGUCACACUCGUUCACAGCAAUUAAACGCUUAUACUGUACAGUGCCUCCACUCAAGAGGCAUUUCAAGUAUUUGAAGAGCAAAUCCACAUUCCUACUUUGGAUACUGUUGACUUUUGUAUCUGCUAUAAGGAGACUGUGAAAGUAUAACUGUUAUUAGUGAACAUGGGUUUAUACUUUAUUCAAAAAAAUAAAUAAACUUUUGACUUCAAUAUGAAGGAAUACUUGGACAGUUUUGGGAGGGAAACCAGUUAUGCUGAAACUUACUCCAAGAAAAACCUUCUUAACGACAAACUAAUUUAUUAAUAAAGGCCACAUGGGACAAAAAUCAUUUGCAGUUUUUGUAUGGUAGAUUUUGUUUAUCAUAAAAUAUUGCCAAGUAUGAGUAUUUUUUUUUUUUUUUUUUUUUAACGUUUCUUUGCUUCCUUGACAAGAAACUAACUACAAAAAUGUAACUGGUAAAGAUGUAUGAUUUGUGAACUUUAGUUAGCUAUAUUAGUAAAUAUGAACAAACAAUAAAAAUAGUUCCACAGCAUUUAUUAAUCUCAGUUAAUUUCAACAUUUACUAAUAAGUUUUAAAAAGAAAAGUUGUAUCUGUUAACAUUAGUUCAUGCACUGUGCACUGACAUGAAUUGUUUUUAUUUUUAUUUUAUUAACUAACAUAAAGGUUAAUAAAUGCUGGUCCAGACAGCUGAGAAAACAUCACAAUAAGCUUUUGAAGCAAAAAGCUGUGUGUUUCUAGUAAACAAACUCAAAUUAACUUAACCAUUGCUUCUGGCUAAAAUAAGAAUUCUCUAUCCAUAAUAUUGCUUUCUCCAGUGUCGGGAAUCGGGAGUAAAAUAUACACAGAUCAAGCAUUGUUAACAUUCUGACGGCACCCAUUCACUGAAUAGGAUCCAUUGGUGAGCAAGUGCUUAAUUUCUCCAAAUCUGUUCCGAUGAAGAAACAAACUCAUCUACAUCUUGAAUGGCCUGAGGGGGAGAACUUUUUUUGCUACUUUAAUGUUUGGGUGAACUUCCUCUAACUAAUGUAACUUUAUUAAGAAUUCCUUUAACAAAUGAGCCCUUAUUGUACAGUGUUACCUGUUAAUCUCUUAACAGCACAACUAUUGUCCUGCUAUUUCAGUUCAGCCUAGCUUCACAUUCCUGGCACAUUAAAACUCAUAAAUCUGCUGGGAAUGUAAAGGACAUGAAUGGUUACGUAUGGGUUUUGAUAAAUUGUAAAUAAAUGUCUCAAAAAAAAAAAAAAUAAUGAUAUUAAUAAACUUAAAAAUAAAUAAAUAAUAAAGUUUUUUUUUGCAUGCAUGCAUGCAGGUUGAAUAAGCUUUAAAAAGACUGUAAUAGGCACAUGCAAUUAUCAACAAGUUAUAAGUUGAUAAAAUCUACACGUACAUUCUCUUCAUUCUGCCCUCAUGUAAAGGUUGCUGUGAUAACUUGAACUUGUUUUCCCCUUCUUAUCAACUACAUGUCUAGCUGUUUUACCUGCAGUAAACGACUGUGUAGUUACAAACAAGCUUUGCAGAUUCAAAAUAAAAAGAGCUUUGUUUUCCCUCUUCAAAGAAAUUUGUGAAAAGAAUUGAAUAAAGAGCCAAGCCCAGUGGAGUUUCACUCUCACUCUCUCACAUGUAUUAUAUUACCUGCAGAGACUGUCUUUAUCAGACCACUGACUCACAAUGCUAUACUGAUAAACAAUCAAGCAAACUCUAUUGUCACGUGUGUUCAUCUCUCAGGGAUUUUAUUUAUUUAUUUAUUUUUCAGCUUUUUUCCAAACUUUUAAAAUCUUUUUCUUUGGAACUUUAUAUCAAAUU